Molecule: messenger RNA, 6212 nt
Organism: Physella acuta
Lineage: Eukaryota; Metazoa; Mollusca; Gastropoda; Physidae
Product: DNA topoisomerase 2-binding protein 1
Biological process (GO): mitotic DNA replication checkpoint signaling; DNA replication initiation; mitotic G2 DNA damage checkpoint signaling
Source: RefSeq, a predicted model, not a curated record
CCACUUCCGAAAUCAACAAAAGUUGUUUAUGCCUUGAAUCAAGGCCUGUAUUAAUUACAAAAUUAGUAGAUCUUGCAUUCUAUAUCUAGAGAUUCUACUUAUCUUGACUGGUUGGUUGGAAUUCUCACUGGAUUUUAAAUUUAAAUGUUUUUCAAUUCAAACUUUAACUAUACCAAUUUCAUCAGCAGACUGUCAGUCCGAACUCUCAGUGAGAAGAGUAACCGGUUCACAAAACUAUUCUCACUUCCAAGAAAUGGAGGAGGAUUUAAAAAUUUAUUUUGUUAAACCUCCUAAAAAUGAAGAAAAUAAUUCUACUCUGACUGAAGCUUUUGAGACUUUGCGUAAAGCUGAAUUUGACUUACAACCAGAAUGGAUUUCCAGUGAGGACUGUCUUUUAGUUCGUCAAAAAGGGAAACAUGUCUACAUUUUUGACCAGUUUAAAGGAGAGGCUUUUGAUCAUUUAAAAGAACUUGGGUUCAGAAUUUAUGGCCCUCAAUGUAUUCUGGCCAAUCUUCUUCAUGGGGAGGAGUUACCAAGACACAGGAAGAAGCCCAUUUACAACUUGGCCAUGAAAGAUGUGAAAAUUUGCUGUACAUCCUUGGAUAAACCAAUAAGGGAGGAAAUCAUGAACCUUGUGCUGCAGAUGGGAGGCAGUGCUGAGAGUGACUUAACUGCUGACUCAACUCACCUGGUGGCAGGUGAAGUGGGCAGUGCCAAGUAUUUGGUUGCUGUAGAUGCAGGAAAGCAAGUUAUGGUUAAAGAGUGGGUCUAUAAAGUGUGGGAGGCAUCCAAAGACAGAUACAUCAAAGCAACAGAUGAUUUGUUUAACAAAUAUACAUGCCCUCCCUUCCAUGGGCUGACUAUUGUUGUGUCUGGGUUCAGCAGUAGUGAAAGAAAUAACAUGCGCUCUUUCAUCAUUAAAGGCGGAGGGAAGUACUCAGGUGAGAUGAAGAUGAACCAGUGUACACAUCUGGUGGUCAAAGAGCCUAAAGGUGCCAAAUUUGAGGCAGCCAGAAGUUGGCAGAUAAAAGUUGUGAAUGACCAGUGGUUAUUUGAUUGUAUAGACAAGCAAAGAUACCUGGACCCCAACCCAUACCAGUUUAAUGUUAGCAAGCAGAGGAGUGACGUCAAAACCUCCACCCCCGAGAGAAGAACCUCUCUUGGGCCAAAUAUAUCUGACAUAAGUGCUAUAUCAAAUGCUGGACCAAACUCCAGUAUGCUGAGGGUGGACGAAACCACAGACCUGACAUCCACACGCAUGUCCAGCAUGUUCCACAGCAAACAUGUCACCAUUGGUGAGACAAGGAUGGGGACAACCACUGUUGAUGGUGACACCACCAUAACACCAGCUGAUGUCUUUCUUGAUGGAUGCAGGAUUUUCCUAAGUGGAAUAAAGCCUGCUGUUGAAGAAAAAAUGCGGAAAAUUAUAUCUGCUGGUGGAGGUCUAAGAGCCACCGAGAUAACUGAGGGCAUCACUCAUGUUGUGAUUGGAGAUGUUGUUUUACCACACAUGACUCUGAUCAACAAACUAGAAGAAAGCCCCCACAUUGUGUCAACUGAUUGGUUGAUGGAUUGCUUCCACCAGAACAGCCACGUCAAUGAAGAGAAAUACCAGCACAGAGAAGCUGCUCUAACCAAACAGGGCACAUCUGGCAAAUUAAAGAAAAGUAACAACAAAAGAGCACCGUCAGAAUUCCCAAGGAAAGAUAAAAAUGAGGACAAGAAUAGUAACGAUGUCAGCAGUUCAAAAACAUCACAGGCUGCUGGGGCCUUUUCAAUCGAAGCUGCAAGUGACCUGGAAAUGGCAGAAUUGCUGAGUCAGUACAUGGACCCACCUGUAGAAUCUAGAGACACAGGGAAACAAAAACAGUUUGACACAGACAGCGAGGUUCAGAUCCUUGGAGUGGAUCUCCUCAAGGCUGGAAGGGCAUCUGAACAACAGAAGCCAUCCCAGGAGGAAGAGCUUAUGACACAGGACCCUAAUGAAAAUGAAGAUGUGGAUGGAGACAGGGGAAUAUUUUUCAGAAAAACUUUUAUAACCCGAGGUUUUGAUGAAGAGGAAACUGCUCAGCUUAAAGAAUUUAUUGAACAAAAAGGAGGUGUGGUCUUACAGAGCUUAAAAAAGCGUCAGAUCCCAGACAUUGCCAUUGUUCCAUUGCUUGGGUUCCCAGUGGAGGUCACUGUGUCAGAGAUUCUCACAAAUGCUUGGCUGCAAAUGUGUAUGGAAUUUGAUUCACUACUACCUUAUGAUGAUAACUGGUUGUCAAGGCCUUUGGAACUACCAGAGAAUGAGCCACUGUCAGGCUGUUGUGUCAGUGUCAGCGGCUAUGUAAAUAUUGAACGUGAAUGUAUAAUGCAUCUGGCCCAAUCAUUAGGAGCCAAUUGCCAGGACCACUUUGCCAGGAAAUCCAGUAAAAAUGUCCAAGCCAGCACACACCUCAUAGUUAACCACCCAAGUGGCUCCAAGUAUGAGGCAGCCAAGAAAUGGAAGAUACCUGCAGUGGGGAAAGACUGGCUUUUAGCGUGCAUACGUUCAGGUCGUCGAGAAGCAGAGGACGAAUAUUCUAUUGAAGCUAUACUAGAGAGGGAGGAGAGGAAGUUAGCUGAACUGGCUGAAGAGAAAAGGUCCUCAUCCUCUUCACUCCCCACACCACCCAAGGUGAACCGCAGCUGUGUGAGUGAUGAUGUGUUUGUUGGUGAGGCUGUGGACACCAGCAAGCAGAGUGACAAGAGUGGAGGCAGGUCUGCGUCAGAGGAUGCUGGCAUAGGAGAACAGACCACAUUAGAUGUUGCUGGCGUCAGACGACAGAUUACGUUAGAAGAUGCAGGUGUUGAAGGAGGAAUGACAGAAGAUGCAGGUGUUAAAGGAGGAAUGACAUUGCAGGAGAUAACACUAGCAGCAGAGGCCCAGGAGCAUGUAUCAGCAUCCUCCUCUGAAAGCUGUGGACCAACAGCUAAACCUGACGCUGCCUACUUGCCAAAGCUCCACCACCACCUGACCACUGGCCAGUCCUCUAGCGCCACCAGAGACAGGAAAAGUGCAUGCCAACCAAACCAAAGUGAAAAUAUUUCAGCAGGCCUGGUCAAGACUCCAGUCAGCGUCCUCAGACAGAAAUGGGGUGAGAAUGUGCCAGUGAACAGCCCAUUAACUCCCCUAGGCCUGACUAAAGGUGGGCUGGAGACACCAGGGACCUUCAUGCAGCCUGGUUUCAGGCCAAAGUUUAAUUUAGAUGGACUCUUUGACAGUCCAGAUGUUUCAGUGGACCUCAACAAAUCAACACCGUUGGGAGAAAUCUUCAGACGCCAGAUCACCAAAGCUGCCCAGGUGGCAACAGCUCAACACUCCAACACAGCUGACGUGGUUGAUGACCGGAUGCCAGCCAGCCAGUCCCAGUCUGACGAGUUAGCACCUCUACAUGGCGUAGUGAUAGCCGUGGCAAAGAAGUUGGGGCGCAGUCAUGAACAGUACAACAGUAUAGUGGUUGAGCUAGGGGGAGACUACUCAUGGCACAUUGGACCCCAAGUCACCCACUUUGUCUUUCAGGGGAGACCAAAUGACAUAAACAAAGAGUUCCGUAAAGCUAGAGAUGAAGGCAAGAUAAUUGUCUCACCAUAUUGGCUGCACGCUUGUAAAGAACAGAACUGUAGAGUUGAUGAAAGCUUGUUCCCACAGAAUUACAACCCCAAUUUCAGCCUGACCUUGACUCCAGGUCUCAAGUCCACGCCCAUGAGAAGCACCAGAGCCUCGGCUAAGACUUUAACCAAGUCAGAUGUUAUGGCCAAAUGUGAGGCUGGGCCCCCUGUCAGAACCCCAGCCAACAGGAUGCCAGUACUUAACCUGGAGAAAGUUGGCCAAGCUGGGGAACAGAACAAAACCAAGUCAGAUGUUAUGGCCAAAUGUGAGGCUGGGCCCCCUGUCAAGACCCCAGCCACCAAGAUGCCAGUACUUAACCUGGAGAAAGUUGGCCAAGCCGGGGAACAGAACAAAACCAAGUCCCCAGUCCUUGUGUUACAGAAGGUUGAUUCAGUCAGUGAGCUCAGCACUUUCUCAAGCACAACACUGGAGGAUGUGUCUUUACAAAGGAAAGAAACAAAAGAUUCUGAUCUAAUGGAUGAAAAUGAGGAUGCCAGCAAACACCAGGAAAUGAAAGAAGAACUAGCAAAAACAAUGGGGAAUAUCCUAGCUAACCCAUCCAGGUCCAAAGCAAAUAAUAGAAAGAAAGGCAGGAGAGCAAAUUUGAGUGGUCAGAUGGUCAGUGACAGUUCAGACAGUGAUCUGGUCAGAAGUGGAAAUACCUCGCAGUCAAACAAAACUGCCCCUUUAGAACCUUCACAAAGUCUUCAGAUCACAUGGGAUGAUCCCACUGAAAGGCUUGAAAAAGUGAGGCUAGCCCACCAGCUGGGGAGAGUGAGUGAAACAAGCCAGAACACAGAGGAACUUAUGGCAGCCAUGGACAUACCUUUUGAGACGACGUCCACCUCUGGCCAGAGUCCCACAAAAGAGAAAAAUUUAGAAAUUGUAAAAUCAGCUACAGAAAAAAGUUCAGGAAGUCGAAGAUCAACUACAGAAAAAAGUUCAGAAAGUCACCAAUCACCUACACCCAAAGCACCACCCCUAGCAUUCCCUAUAGUGAAGCCCUCUGGUCCUGUCCAACCACCAAAAGUAAUUGAGCUACUCAGUGAUGAAGGCAGUGAUGGCGAAACAGUGGACAUUAAAUCUUCCCUCGUCUUUCUCAUGUCAGGAUUACAAAACCAGGAAAGGUUAGACUACUCUGCUUUAGUGGAAAAACUUGGUGGCCGAGUUGUAGAGAUGCAGCACUUUGACCCAUCUAGUACACAUUUAGUGAUAGGCCAACCAGCCAGAAAUGAGAAGUUUUUAUCUUGUGUGGCAUCAGGGAAAUGGAUCCUUCACAAGUCUUACUUUGAAGCAUGUCGCAAGGAAGGCAGAUUUGUCGAGGAAACCCACCACGAAUGGGGCAGUGAGUUUACUCUACCACUGAUGAAGACGAUGACACCACUAGCUAAAAAUCUGGCAGCUGCUGCUUACAAAUGGCGUCAGAAAAUUUCUUUGCUGAAAAAGGCCAAUUCAUCUUGUAAAGGGGCCUUUGAUGGCUGGAAAGUUUUACUGUGUUUGGACAAAAGUAAAGAAGAAAAUUUCCAGAGAUUGCUGGAGGCUGGUGGGGCCAAAGUCUCCACAGUAAGAUCACCUUCCACCAGUUUAGAAGAAUCAACACAUGCUUUUCUAGACCUGAACAAAAUCAUGUUGCCCCAGAAUGAUCUGGAGCGUCUGAUAGAAGCUGGCGUCCACUGCCUGAAGCCUGAAUACAUUCCAGCCUUUCUCACAGAUGACCCUCCACCAGACCCUUCAGAGUUUUACCCUGCUGAAGUUGUUGUUUUAAAAUCAAGUAUGCAACAGACAAAGCAAAGUCGCAAGAGAGCACGGGGACAUGACGAUGAGAGAUCUGUCAGUAAAUUGGCCAGACGAUGACACCCUUUUUAAAAUGUACAGAAUAGAUUCAUCGUCGAACAAUUUGUCGAUUUAUUUGUUGUUAUAUUUGUUUCAUGGUUUUUAUGAGGUGCCUUCUAUCGGAUUCAUGGUUUAAAUCUUACAUGUCUUUAAUUUUUAAAAUCUACUACGGUACGUAUAAAGCUCGGUAAAUUAAUUAACUCACUAGGAUACAGUUUGAACUUCAUUUUAUGUUUUUUUAAAAAAAAUUGCAAUAAUUCUACCAGUUUUUCUCUAUUUUUCUGUACAAAAAUAAAAUGAAUAAGAUUCAAUUUUAAAUAUUUUAAAUUAUACUUUAACUCGAAUUGUAAGAUAAGUUAGUUUUUACUCAUUUAGGGUGGAUAGCUGAAUGUGAACUUGUGUAUUCAAUUUAAUUAGAUUAAUAACUUGAGGUCAUUCAAACGUCUCCAUGGUUUGUUUUAGCAUGUUUUCUUUUCUUUAUGUAAUUUUACAUUUAUUUGAAAUACUAUUCAUAUUUAUUUGAUCAACCAACCACUGGGUUUAAAGGAAUAAAUUUGUUUUGGCAGCUGUUUGAAACAGAAACUGUUUACAAGUAUUUUUUAUUAACAGGCAUCCAUGACCAAUGUGUAGAUAUUUUUUUGAAAUAGUUGACCACUGUUAACAGUGAUCUUGUUGGCUAUGUGCAUGUAGCCACUUGUACAGAUGAUCUGAUCACUAUGUUUGUUAAAUGCAAUAAACUUGUACA